Molecule: messenger RNA, 1095 nt
Organism: Apodemus sylvaticus (European woodmouse)
Lineage: Eukaryota; Metazoa; Chordata; Mammalia; Rodentia; Muridae
Gene: Slamf9
Product: SLAM family member 9
Exons: 4
Coding region: 81-938 (285 amino acids)
Biological process (GO): T cell activation
Cellular component (GO): external side of plasma membrane
Source: RefSeq, a predicted model, not a curated record
UGCCAGUGCUAACCAGCCAGUUUGUUUCCACAGCCUAGGGAGCUGACUGAGGUCACUCUCCUCAGGCAGGAGCUGCUGAUAUGAGGGCCUUUCUGUGGUCACUCCUGUUGUUGCUUCAGGAAGCCAAAGGGUUUUCUGGAGAUGAGGAGGACCCUGAGGAAGUGGUUGCUGUCCUUCAAGAGUCUAUCACCCUCUCUCUGGAAAUACCAUCCGAUGAAGAAAUUAAGGACAUCAUCUGGUUCUCUCAAAAAAACCUUGCUGUUGUGAUGCCAGGCAAAGAGGGGCAACCAGCUGUCGUCAUGGUAAUGGAUCCUCGCUACCAGGGCAGAGUGAGCAUCCCUGAGUCCAGCUACUCCCUGCAUAUUAGUAAUCUGACCUGGGAGGACUCAGGGCGUUACAACGCCCAAGUCAACUUGAAGACGUCCCAGCUCGAUAUCACGAAGUCUUACUAUCUCCGUGUCUACCGGCGGCUGUCAAAGCCCCACAUCGCUGUGAACUCUAACAUCUCAGAGGAAGGUGUCUGUAAUAUAUCUCUGAUGUGCUCCAUAGAGAGAGCAGGCAUGGAUGUGACCUACAUCUGGCUUUCGUCACCAGACAGCACUAACACAUCCUAUGAAGGCUCUGUCCUCAGCACAUCCUGGAGGCCUGGUGACAAAGCUCCUUCCUAUACUUGCAGGGUCAGCAAUCCCGUCAGCCACAUCAGUUCCCGUCGCAUCUCUGUUGGGUCCUUCUGUGCAGAUCCUGAAUAUCCGGAGAAGCCUUCAAUGGUCUGCUUCCUGGUCAAGAGCUUCUUCCUUCUCUUACUCUUGGUAAUUCUAGCUGUGGGACUCUGCAUCUUCCAACCCCGGAAAAACUAUGAGAUGCCAAGGGUGAGGAAACUCAAAAGAGACCGAAUCAAACUGAGGAAGAAGGAGAAGUCUGGCCCUACUCCAGUCUGACUGGCUUUUGGGGUUCUCUUCUAAGCUUUGCUUCAGUCUCUAGGGAAAUUCUCUAGGGGACCGACUGGUGGGCAAGGGAACAUCUAAAAGGGCCAUGUUGUCUCAGAGACACCAUCUGGCAAUAAAGUCAAGUCCCUACCCCUGGUGGGCAGCUGUG